AUGGCUGGCUAUAAUCAAAACUAUCUUACCCCAGCCUCGGGCCAGGAGCCAGGCGAGUCCUUUGCCCAGACGGGGGCCGAAUUCAGUCUCGACGACAGCGAAAUCGGUAGCCCUGGAUAUCUCGCGACCCCGACACGAAGCCCCGGCUUUCGGCCUGGCCACAUCUCCCCUUCAUUCGCACAGACCGGUGCCGAGCUUGAUCUCGACGAUAGCGAUGAGGAAGACGACGAAGACGAGGAUGAGGACGACUUCGAUCUACGCUCCGAGGUUGUUGGAAAUGCCGGUCCGGCGGCCGAGGUAUACCAGAUGGUAGAGCAGAACCAAGCGCGGAGGGACCUCACCGUUGAGCGCCCUUGGGAGGGGAACGAGCUGAUGUCACCCCGACCGGACAUGCGUAAUAACAGCACAAGCUCCGUCGCCAGCUUCCAGCUGUACACGCCGGACGAGGAGGUUGCAGUCCGGAGGAAGCUUGAUCGCAAGCUCGUCUUGUUCGUCGCGCUGCUCUUCUUGCUAAGCUUUCUCGAUCGCUCCAACAUUGGAAACGCUCGGAUUGCUGGGAUGGACAAGGACCUUCAGACGAAGCCGCCCCGCGACGAUUGGUACGACUGGUCUCUCACGGCUUUUUACAUAUCGUACAUCUCUUUCGAGUGGAUGGCGUUGCUCUGGAGGCUUAUACCGGCUCACAAGUUCGUCUGCGGCAUCGUCAUCGCAUGGGGCGCGACCGCAGCGCUGCAGUCUAUUGCACCCUCGUAUCCUGUGUUAAUAUUCUUCCGGGUUGUGCUGGGAAUCAGCGAGGCGGGCUUCACUGGAAUCCCGUUCUAUCUGAGCUUCUUUUUCAAAAGGGACGAGCUUGCCUUCCGGACCGCCAUGUUCAUCUCUGCUGCUCCUCUCGCCACUAGCUUUGCUUCCUCCCUAGCAUGGGUAAUCGUCAAGUGUGCCGAGCUGAGUCCAAUCGCCCCCUGGCGACUCCUGUUCCUCAUCGAGGGCUUCCCCUCAGUCAUAGCAGGCGUCAUUGCCUUCAGAGUCAUCCCCGACUCCCCCCAAACCGUAUCUUACUUCACCAAGCGCGAGCGUAAAGUCGCCAGGCUGCGCCUCCGCGGCGAGAAGCCAACCCCCACCAAGCCCGACCAAAAGGAAGACUCGGGCGGCAGCCAGGGCCAGGCCCUCCUCGCCGUCUUCCGCGACCCCGUCGCCUGGAUCUCCGCCGCCAUGUUCUUCCUCUCCAACAUGGCCUACUCCUCCCUCCCCGUCUUCCUCCCCAAGAUCCUCACCGAGAUGGGCUUCAACAACCUCUCCGCCCAGGCCCUCAGCGCGCCCCCUUUCCUCGUCGCCUUUUUCCUCGUCCUCGUCACCGCCCACCUCUCCGACCGCUUCCGCACCAGGACCAUCCCCAUCGUUUUCCACGCUGCUGCCUCCGCCGCCGGGUACGCCAUCCUCGCCGUCGCCGAGCCCAUGAAGCUCUCCCCCGUGUUCCGCUACGUGGCCGUUUACCCGGCCGCCGCGGGGUUCUUCAACGUCGUCACUCUCAUCAUCACCUGGAGCAUCAACAACCAGGCCAACCAGAGCCGGCAGGGAGGCGGCUUCGCUCUGCUACAGCUCAUCGGCCAGUGCGGGCCCCUGGUCGGCACGCGUCUAUAUCCAGUCAAGGACGGGCCAUACUACGCGCACGGCAUGCGCACCUGCUUCUGGGCCAUGCUCGGGGUCGCCAUAUUGGCCAUCAUUCUUCGAGUAUAUAUGUCAUAUCAGAACAGGAAGAUGGAUAGGCUUGAAAAGGAGCGAGCCUCUGAACUAGUUGACGAAGAGGAGGAGGGUUUGGUUGGAAACGGGAGGCGGCAAACCCAACCAGACUCGUUUCGCUACAUGCUUUAA
Messenger RNA from Clonostachys rhizophaga, 1869 nucleotides. NCBI's taxonomy places the organism in Eukaryota, Fungi, Ascomycota, Sordariomycetes, Hypocreales, Bionectriaceae. The record is from the annotation of a GenBank genome assembly.